Messenger RNA from Culex pipiens pallens (northern house mosquito), 2651 nucleotides. RefSeq names its product NHL repeat-containing protein 2. NCBI's taxonomy places the organism in Eukaryota, Metazoa, Arthropoda, Insecta, Diptera, Culicidae. The transcript is spliced from 2 exons. Gene Ontology annotation, molecular function: protein binding. The record is from RefSeq and is a predicted model, not a curated record. Bases 154 to 2358 code for a protein of 734 amino acids.
UCGAUUUGCGACCAAAACAAAACAUUCCAGAAGAAAAAAAUCCUCUUCAGUUCAGCACCGUCGUCGUCGUCCUUCUCCGUGCGACCUUCACCGCCACCGCGCCCAGUUUUGACUCAUCGUUGUUUUCGUAACUCUUCCAAAAUAGGUUCCAGGAUGAGCUCGUCGUCGCCGGAGGGUCAGGACAUGCUGGAUGCGCUGGCCUACAACUGCACGAAGCUGUCGAACGAGUUGUGGGAGGCUUCCGGACUGGGUGAGAAGCGCAAGCUGGUGACGGAAUAUCUGCGUACGGCGGACCGGGACGGGAAGAGCGUGCGGGACUUUAAGGAGGAUUUGGACUGGUUUAACGUGACGGAGCCGCUCUCGUUUGAAAGCGCGUUGAAGGGGAAGAUUGUGGUGCUGGAUUUCUUCACGUAUUGCUGCAUCAACUGUAUGCACAUUUUGCCGGAUUUGAAGCGGUUGGAGCAUUUGUACUCGGUCGAGGAUGGGCUGGUCGUUGUGGGAGUGCAUAGCGCAAAGUUUGAGAAUGAGAAAGAUUCGGCGAACAUCGCGGCGGCUGUUCAGCGGUACGAGAUUAGCCAUCCGGUGGUGAAUGACAAUGUGGCCUCGAUGUGGCGCGCGCUGCGUGUCCAGUGUUGGCCAACGUUGAUGAUUUUGGGUCCGCGAGCGAAUCCUCUGUUUGUGAUUAUGGGAGAAGGCCACUUUGACGACUUGAAGCUGUACGUUAGCACGGCGAUGAAGUUCUACAAGGACAAGGGCGCGAUUUUGAACCACUCGCUGCCGAUGAACCUGGCCAGCAGCCAGGUCGAGACGAGUCACCUGCAGUUCCCGGGGAAGAUUGCUUGCUCGUACCGGGAAGGGAUUUCCGACGGGAACGACAAUCCUCUGUACGCGAUUUCCGACUCGGGAAACCAUCGAAUCCUGGUGGUCAACAGCGAGGGAACAGUUCUGCACCGCGUUGGCGGUAAAAAGUCUGGAUUCGUCGAUGGAGACUUCCGAAAGGCUCGCUUCAAUGCGCCUCAGGGCUUGGCCUUCCAGAACGAUGAUGUCAUCUUCGUCGCCGACAAUGAAAAUCACGCCAUCCGGAGAAUCGACCUGAAAUCCAAACAAGUGACAACCGUCGCUGGGUCUGGUCAGCAGGGCUGCGACCGAAUUGGCGGCAAAAUUGGCCGCGACCAGAUCAUCUCCUCGCCGUGGGAUGUGGCCGUGUAUCGCACGCGCAAUCUGGACAUGUCCUUCCACUCGGACGAAUCCAAGGUCCCACUGCGGGACGUCAUCUUUAUAGCUAUGGCUGGCAUUCACCAAAUUUGGGCGAUCUUCGAGGAGGAAACCAUCUGGUGGAAGUUCAAAAAGUACCCCGCUGGAAGCUGCCUGGCGGUGGCCGGCAAUGGGCGCGAAGAAAACAGGAACAACUCGUACCCGAACAAUGCGGCGUUCGCCCAGCCUUCGGGACUGGCGCUGAAUCGGGACGCGAAGGAGCUGUACUUGGCGGAUAGUGAGAGCUCGUCGAUCCGGAAGAUGUCGCUGGCCGAUGGGAAGGUGCUGGCGGUGGCCGGAGGAGACCGGAAUCCAUUGGACCUCUUCUCGUUCGGCGACGUCGACGGCAAGCUGUACGCGGCCAAGCUCCAGCAUCCGCUCGGAGUGGCGUACAACGCGCGCGACAAUUGCAUCUACGUGGCGGACACGUACAACCACAAGAUCAAAAAGAUCAACGCCUCGACGAACGUGGCCACCACGUGCACCUUCACCGACGAGGCCGGUUCCAUCAAGCAGUUCAGCGAACCCGCCGGCCUCUGCCUGGACCCGUCCGGGCGCUACCUCUACAUCGCCGACACCAACAACCACCAAAUUGCCGUCGCCGACCUGACCGACAGCACCAUCCGCCCGCUGAAGGUGCGCUUCGGAACGCAGCAGUCCGAGUCCGACCAGCCGGACAACCCCGGCGACACGUACACCUACGAAAACACCUUCAAAGUUCCGCCCGAGGGCGGUAAGGUCCUGCUCAAACUAGAAUUCGGCUACCUCGAAUCGAACGUCAAGCUGACCGAGGGCGCCCCCCAAAAGUGGUCCCUCGCGCUCCCGUCGGACAAGUGGCGCUGCGACACCAUGGCCGGCACCAUCAGCUCCCUGAACGACGGCCUCAACCUGACGGUGGGCGUCCCGAAAGGCGUCGAGGCGUCCCGGCCCGAGCAGGCCCAGGUCAACUUUAAGCUGAACCUGUGCGCCAACGAGGGCGUCUGCUUCCCGAAGGAGUUUGCCGUGGGGCUGAACUUUGCCCACGACGUGACAGGGACGGCCAUCGUGAAGGGCAGCUUGAUGGUGCAGAUUGGCCGGAAGAGCGUGGUCGUUUCGAAGGAGUAGACCCAGUGUGCAUUUGAGAAUUAUUUGACUCAUUUUACAUUGUUUUUUUUUCUUUUCUUUUUUCUCAAUUGUUUGAUUAUGGAACACAAUCAAAAAUUUACAAUUAACGUCUAAGUACCUUAACACAAACAACAAACUCACACCAGACACAAGCAUCGUUAGUUGGAUAGGACAGAUUACACAGAGUUUAGCAGCUAAUGCAGCUUUUUAUACAAAUUUACCAGUUAUUUUUGAUGAUUAUAACAACGAACGUAAAUAAAUAAAUAAACUAAUAUAUGUGAGCACAAAACAAU